UCUCGGGGAGGCCUCGUGUUUGUGGCUGUGGAUGUCCGGCUAUGAGAAGACAGAGGAUGUUUCAGAGAAAACUUCCCUAGCUGAUCAAGAGGAAGUGAGAACUAUAUUCAUCAAUCAGCCCCAGCUAACCAAAUUCUGCAAUAAUCAUGUCAGCACUGCAAAGUACAACAUAAUCACAUUCCUGCCAAGGUUCCUUUAUUCCCAGUUCAGAAGAGCUGCUAAUGCAUUUUUUCUUUUUAUUGCAUUGCUUCAGCAAAUACCAGAUGUGUCACCAACAGGCCGCUACACAACAUUGGUUCCUCUCUUAUUUAUUUUAGCUGUAGCUGCGGUGAAGGAGAUAAUAGAGGAUAUUAAAAGGCAUAAAGCUGAUAAUGCUGUGAACAAGAAACAAACUCAAGUGCUACGAAAUGGUGCAUGGGAGAUUGUCCACUGGGAAAAGGUGGCAGUAGGGGAAGUAGUGAGAGUGACCAAUGGGGAACAUCUCCCAGCUGAUCUCAUCAGUCUGUCAUCAAGUGAACCACAGGCCAUGUGCUACAUUGAAACAUCUAACUUAGAUGGUGAGACAAACUUAAAAAUUCGACAGGGUUUGCCACUAACAGCAGACAUCAAGGAUGCAGAAAGCUUGAUGCAGCUCUCUGGCAGAAUUGAGUGUGAGAGCCCAAACCGACACCUCUAUGACUUUGUUGGAAACAUCAGGCUGGAUGGGCAUGGUACUGUUCCAUUGGGAUCUGAUCAGAUUCUUCUACGAGGAGCUCAGUUGAGAAAUACUCAGUGGGUUCACGGGAUAGUUGUCUAUACUGGACAUGACACAAAACUUAUGCAGAAUUCAACAAGUCCACCUCUUAAAAUGUCUAAUGUGGAACGAAUUACGAAUAUUCAGAUUUUGAUUUUGUUCUGCAUCCUUAUUGCCAUGUCUUUGAUCUGCUCUAUUGGUUCAGCUAUAUGGAACCGAAGGCAUACUGGAAGAGACUGGUAUCUUGAUCUAAAUUAUGGUGGAGCAAGCAACUUCGGAUUGAAUUUCUUGACUUUUAUCAUUCUCUUCAAUAAUCUUAUUCCAAUCAGCUUGUUGGUUACACUUGAAGUCGUUAAAUUUAUCCAAGCAUAUUUCAUAAAUUGGGACAUAGACAUGCACUAUGAACCUACGGACACUGCUGCGAUGGCUCGUACUUCCAAUCUCAAUGAGGAGCUUGGACAGGUCAAAUACAUAUUUUCUGACAAAACGGGUACCCUGACAUGCAAUGUCAUGCAAUUUAAGAAGUGUACGGUAGCAGGAAUUGCAUAUGGCCAUUGCCCUGAGCCUGAGGAUUAUAGUAUUCCUUCAGAUGAUUGGCAAGGCCCACAAAAUGGAGAAGAAAAAACAUUUAGUGAUGUAUCAUUACUGGAGAACCUUCAGAACAACCAUCCAACUGCACCUAUAAUAUGUGAGUUCUUGACAAUGAUGGCAGUGUGUCAUACAGCAGUUCCAGAAAGAGAAGGAGAUAAAAUUAUAUAUCAAGCAGCAUCUCCAGAUGAAGGAGCACUGGUCAGAGCAGCCAGGAAUCUUCGUUUUGUAUUCACUGGAAGGACACCUGACUCAGUAAUCAUUGAGUCUUUGGGACAGGAAGAGCGAUAUGAACUGCUAAAUGUCCUGGAAUUUACAAGCACUAGGAAGAGAAUGUCAGUGAUAGUUCGUACACCAUCAGGGAAGUUAAGACUCUACUGCAAAGGAGCUGAUACUGUAAUUUAUGACCGUCUUGCUGAAAAUUCAAAAUACAAAGAAAUCACUUUAAAACAUCUAGAGCAGUUUGCUACGGAAGGCUUAAGAACUCUGUGUUUUGCUGUGGCUGAGAUUUCAGAAAGUGAUUAUCAAGAAUGGUUAGAUGUCUAUCACCGUGCUUCUACAGCUAUACAAAACAGAGUACUCAAACUUGAGGAGAGCUAUGAACUAAUUGAAAAAAAUCUUCAGCUGCUUGGAGCAACAGCAAUUGAAGAUAAACUGCAAGACAAAGUGCCUGAAACCAUAGAGACACUUAUGAAAGCAGACAUAAAAAUUUGGAUACUUACUGGGGACAAACAAGAGACUGCCAUUAAUAUUGGUCACUCUUGUAAACUUUUGAGAAAGAACAUGGGACUAAUUGUUAUAAAUGAAGGCUCUCUUGACGGAACAAGAGAGACACUUAGCCAUCAUUGCAGUACUCUUGGUGAUGCUUUAAGGAAGGAAAAUGAUUUUGCUCUCAUCAUUGAUGGUAAAUCUCUGAAGUAUGCUUUGACAUUUGGAGUAAGACAGUAUUUCCUGGAUUUGGCUUUGUCAUGUAAAGCUGUUAUUUGUUGCAGGGUAUCCCCGCUUCAAAAAUCCGAAGUUGUAGAAAUGGUUAAAAAACAAGUUAAGGUAGUAACUCUAGCAAUUGGUGAUGGAGCAAAUGAUGUUAGUAUGAUACAAACAGCACAUGUUGGUGUUGGUAUCAGUGGGAAUGAAGGUCUACAGGCUGCUAAUUCUUCAGACUACUCAAUUGCUCAGUUCAAGUAUUUGAAGAACUUGCUGUUGGUUCAUGGAGCCUGGAAUUAUAACAGAGUAGCUAAAUGCAUCUUGUAUUGUUUCUACAAGAAUAUAGUUCUUUAUAUUAUUGAGGUCUGGUUUGCAUUUGUCAAUGGCUUUUCUGGACAAAUUCUUUUUGAAAGAUGGUGUAUAGGUCUUUACAAUGUGAUGUUUACAGCAAUGCCUCCUCUAACUCUUGGAAUAUUUGAGAGAUCCUGCCGAAAAGAAAACAUGCUGAAAUACCCUGAGUUAUACAAGACUUCCCAAAAUGCACUGGACUUUAAUACUAAGGUUUUCUGGGUUCAUUGUUUAAAUGGCCUCUUCCACUCAUUCAUUCUGUUUUGGUUUCCACUAAAAGCCCUCCAGCAUGGUACUGUAUUUGGCAAUGGCAAAACUUCUGAUUACCUGCUCCUGGGUAACACUGUAUACACUUUUGUGGUUCUGACUGUGUGUUUGAAGGCUGGGUUAGAGACCUCAUACUGGACUUUGUUCAGCCAUAUAGCAAUCUGGGGAAGCAUUGCACUUUGGGUAGUGUUUUUUGGAAUCUACUCUUCUUUGUGGCCAGUCAUUCCUAUGGCACCUGAUAUGUCAGGAGAGGCAGCUAUGAUGUUCAGCUCUGGAGUAUUUUGGAUGGGACUUCUGUGUAUUCCUAUGACAGCUUUACUUCUUGAUAUAGUAUACAAAGUAGUAAAGAGAGCUACUUACAAGACACUGGUAGAUGAAGUUCAGGAGUUGGAAGCAAAGUCUGAGGAUCCUGGGGCAGUUGUGCACGGCAAGAGCUUAACUGAAAGAGCCCAGCUACUAAAGAAUGUUUUUAAGAAGAACCAUGUGAACUUAUAUCGCUCUGACUCUUUGCAACAAAACUUGCUCCAUGGCUACGCCUUCUCUCAAGAUGAAAAUGGAAUUGUUUCCCAGUCUGAAGUAAUAAGAGCUUAUGAUACCACAAAGCAAAGGCCUGAGGAAUGGUGAAGGAACAUAGCAGGAUAUUUAGGCCUUAGUUGUUACUUUUGUGAGACAGGCUACUGGAUCUUUGGCUGUGAGCUGCAGCCAUGGUCCAGUUAUCAGACAUUGAAAGAUCUAUGAUGGUCUUGUUCCAUAAAGUUUGGAUUUGUGUAUUCAGUAGACAUAAGCACUGUGCAACUAUACUGUAACACACCAUCUCUAAAUUUUUAACAAGUAUUUGCUUAGCCUUUGUAAACAGAUUGGAAUUUACCUUGUAUCUUGCCAGCUUGCUUAUUUUACAAUGAAAUUGAAUCUAUACUGGUCAUAUACUGGAAGGGCAGUGAUCAGAUUGCUAAACAUACUUUACAUUGACAGAUCAACUAGCAUCUGUGAAGGUUUUUAAGUGUUAAUAUAUUUAAAUGCAGUUGAUAACAAGCCUUUGAUUUCAACAAGUGCUGAAAAAACCCCAGUAUCUUAAUGGUGUUAAUUCACCUUCUUUAAGAAAGAUUUUGAGUCAAGAUGCUCAUAGAUGUUCGUGUCAAACUAACGUAAAAACAUUUGCCAAAGAAGUUCCAUAAAUGUUUUCUGUUAGAAACAAUUUGCAAGGAAACUAUCUCCGGUCCUGAUCUCAGAUCUGCAUGCUUGAGUCUCCACACUUGAGGAGAAAGUACAGUGAGUCUAAUUUGAGUGGCCUUUUUGGCAUUGGCUUUCAAAAUUGCAAGUCUUUGCACCUUUGGCCUUAUACAAGCUUCCCCCUUAUUUUCAUUUAGUAUUGCAUAUGCUGAAUAUGGCUGCCAACUUGUAUAAUGGAGUACACAUAAUACUUUAUUCAAUUUUUAAGAAUUUCUCUGCCUUACUUCCCUUUAGCAGACUUAAUUAUUUUUGUGAUGCUUAGUUGUAUCUGCUUAUACUGUAGGUUCAAAUGAAAGUUUGUUUAAACUUAUUUUUUAAAAUUAAUCAAAUUUUCAACAUUUUUAUACUAAGAUUAUUUGAAAUGCAUACACUGAAAUACAGAGCAAAGCAUGCCCUUCGCUAGUCUGUGGUAUAUACUGGUUAAUUUGCACUAAAGUCACUUCCUAUAAAGGUGUGAAAUACAUUGCAGCAGCCUCUUUACAACUUAUUGGUCAUGCAGAAUACUUAUAUACUCUCACCUUUAAUCAAAAUGGAGAGGAAGUGACUGCAUAGAAUGAUACAUACCUGGUAUGAGGGAAAAAAAAAAAAGAGGGAGGUAUUAAAUGAGAACAUCAUGAUAUAUUCUUUAAAUAGUUAUACUUGAUAUUUCUCAACUUACCAUCCAACAACCAUCAGGUUUCAAACUAAGAAAAGCUACUUGAACUUUGAAAUUUAGUUAAUUCUUGCAAUUCUUUAGUCCAUGUUUAAUUCUGGGUUAAAAAGCCACCAUAAUUACAUUAAAAGUGCAAUUUUCUAUAGUGGCAGUUGGUUUUAUUGUUAAGUAAAUUUUUUAUGCAUUGCAUAGGAAUGAUCACUUUUUUCUUUCAGUGGAGAUCAACCAGAUGGAAAAGCAGAACAACUAUAUCCCCAGUGACCUGUUAAAUUAUUUCCUCUUUGCUCUUCAAAUCAUAACAAGCCAUCCAGUCCCAUCUUUCCUCUGCCCUCCUUCAUUUCUCAUAUACCUACUAAAUGUGACUUUACCUUCUUGCCUUUCAUCUAGCUAAGCGCUUAACAUGUAAUUAGUCUCACUGUCCAAAUUUCUUAUUCUCCAUUCUAGGAGAAACUUAAAAAUACACAGAGAAGGCCCAACAAAAGGCACUAUGUGAAAGUACAUUAUUUAGGAAGGUGUUCCAGUGGGAAGGCAGUCUGCAUUUCAUGUGUGUGUUACACAGUGUCUUCCUCUCACUUGCCCGAAGUGAUCUUUAAACAGAAGGCACAAGGACAAAGGGAACGUAUCCCACUAGACACAGUACUGCCAGUCAGUCAUGCAGACAAGGACUGCCUUCAGAAAAGCCAUUGCAGGCAUAGAUAAAUAGAUGGAUCAAAAUGGGAGGGCCAAAUCACUUGACCUAAGGCAAGAAAAAAUUUGGGGGCAUGCAGUUUUCCUAAAAUGGAGAUCCCUAUUUUCUGUCAUCCAAGGGACAAUGACCAACUUCAAAACAUUUCUGAAAUUAACCAUGACACUGUUGCUCCUUUAUAAUCUUUCAGUGUACUUAACUCAUGUAAAAUUAAUCUAUACAUGCUCUCUUCAUGGGCAAUUUUUUUUCUCUUCUAAUUGGUUGAAUUGCUAAUUAUGCAGAUACGGAUUAGAAUACAUCGUGAAGUAUAUACAGUGAGAUAUUUACAUGAUCUCUUAUCCUUCCUAUGAAAUAAAUUUCUGUCUUACCACUGUAAUACAAUUUGAAGAAAACAACACACAGUACAUCCCAAAUUAACUACCUUAAAAAGGAAGAAAGUGAGUGAAACAGCUCUAAGAUCCUAAAUUUAGACUAAUUUAAAGGUUUGUAAGAUAAUCUUAUCACAGCAUGUCAAGCUUACAUCCUUUCAGAAUUUGAAGUACUAUUCACAAUGUGCAUUUUUUACUACUUUCGAUGAAUUUUUCUCCUGUCUCUGUACUUUUUCUGGUAAUUAGUGGUUGAAAGAUACCACUUCUUAAAAAUAGCAAAAAAAGACAAAUGUGGCAAAAAACAGUGGGUUUUGAAUGCUCAUACAAUUCCAUUUUGAAUAUAAGAUUAUCUUAGCUCUGUGUGCCCAUUUUAAAUCAGGCCAAGUAUACAAUAUGCACUUUAUUUUCAUGUUAAGUACACAGAAACAUAAUCUAUUUCCAUCCUGUUAGUAUGUCAUGUCUUUGUUAAAAUAAGGAUAUUCUGCUGGUGUUUGUUUAGAGGAAAAAAAAACAGUUGAGGCGGAAAUGCUCAUAACAAUGCCUCUGUUUUUACUGUUCGAAAAUUCAAAAGUGUAUUAAAUAGAGAGUUCACAUGAUUUUUCCAUCUGUUUCAUGUGCACUGCAAGUUAUUAUUAAAAUUUUCCAUCUAAAAGAUGAAUCCGUGCCACUAAAAA
Messenger RNA from Ficedula albicollis (Collared flycatcher), 6469 nucleotides. RefSeq names its product ATPase phospholipid transporting 8A1 (gene ATP8A1). The transcript is spliced from 37 exons. Gene Ontology annotation, molecular function: ATPase-coupled intramembrane lipid carrier activity; magnesium ion binding; ATP binding. Gene Ontology annotation, biological process: phospholipid translocation. Bases 32 to 3484 code for a protein of 1150 amino acids. The record is from RefSeq and is a predicted model, not a curated record. Gene Ontology annotation, cellular component: plasma membrane. Lineage: Eukaryota; Metazoa; Chordata; Aves; Passeriformes; Muscicapidae.